This is a messenger RNA of Callorhinus ursinus (northern fur seal), 1733 nucleotides long. It is a transcript of the gene CNN2, whose product is annotated as calponin 2. Gene Ontology annotation, cellular component: focal adhesion; actin cytoskeleton. Gene Ontology annotation, molecular function: actin filament binding. The record is from RefSeq and is a predicted model, not a curated record. NCBI's taxonomy places the organism in Eukaryota, Metazoa, Chordata, Mammalia, Carnivora, Otariidae. Gene Ontology annotation, biological process: actomyosin structure organization; actin filament organization.
CCCGCCGGCGCGCCCGUCGCGGCCCGUCGCGUCCCGGCCCGGCCCGUCUCGCCGCCCCGCCAGCCAUGAGCUCCACGCAGUUCAACAAGGGGCCCUCGUACGGGCUGUCGGCCGAGGUCAAGAACCGGCUCCUGUCCAAGUACGACCCCCAGAAGGAGGCAGAGCUCCGCAGCUGGAUCGAGGGACUCACAGGCCUCUCCAUCGGGCCCGACUUCCAGAAGGGUCUGAAAGACGGAGUUAUCCUGUGCACACUCAUGAAUAAGCUGCAGCCAGGCUCCGUCCCCAAGAUCAACCGCUCCAUGCAGAACUGGCACCAGCUGGAAAACCUGUCCACCUUCAUCAAGGCCAUGGUCAGCUACGGCAUGAACCCUGUGGACCUGUUCGAGGCCAACGACCUGUUUGAGAGCGGGAACAUGACGCAGGUGCAGGUGUCUCUUCUCGCCCUGGCCGGGAAGGCCAAGACAAAGGGGCUGCAGAGUGGCGUGGACAUUGGCGUCAAAUACUCAGAAAAGCAGGAACGCAACUUUGAUGACGCCACCAUGAAGGCGGGCCAGUGCGUCAUUGGGCUCCAGAUGGGCACCAACAAAUGUGCCAGUCAGUCGGGCAUGACGGCGUAUGGCACAAGAAGGCAUCUGUACGACCCCAAGAACCAUAUCCUGCCCCCCAUGGACCACUCCACCAUCAGCCUCCAGAUGGGCACCAACAAGUGUGCUAGCCAGGUGGGCAUGACGGCUCCGGGGACCCGGCGGCACAUCUACGACACCAAGCUGGGGACCGACAAGUGUGACAACUCUUCCAUGUCCCUGCAGAUGGGUUACACGCAGGGCGCCAACCAGAGCGGCCAGGUCUUUGGCUUAGGCCGGCAGAUCUAUGACCCCAAGUACUGCCCCCAAGGCCCCGUGGCCGAUGGGGCUUCUGCGGCUGCAGGUGACUGCCCAGGCCCCGGGGAGGCCCCGGAGUACACCCCCUACCACCACCAGGAGGAGGCCGACUACUGAGGUGCCCGUGCAGGGUGUCUCCCCACAUCGCUCCGUGUGGUUUUGGGGUUCUUCUGUUUUCGGCUUGUUUUUCUCCUUGUCUGAGCGCUACCAGCUGAGGGCUUGUGGGGAAGGGGUGAAGCACAUGCAGAUCUGCACGGUGUGGGGGGCUCACGCGGGCCACUGGUUUCCCAGCAGGCUUUGGGCUGAGCUGUAGUGGUUUGGGGGAAGAAACUGGGGCAGGGAGGGGACCAACCCUGAAUGGUUUCCGGUUGCCUCUCCUUCUCUUCCCUUUUCUCUGCUGAUCAGUUUGUGGUUUCUGUACCCACGGAAGUUUCAAGCAGUUUUAAUGAAAGAAGACUUUUUUUUUUUUUUUUUGCAAGGCAGUGGGGGGAUGGUGGAAGGGGGUGCUGGGAAGGAAGGAGGCCCCCUGGGAGAGGGCCAGGUCAUAGUCCGAAAUAUUUGAGGUCUUGUGAGGAACUGGAUUUCUCUGGCUCUCUUGGACUCACCUGUGGCUCGCCCCGGGGGCUAGUGGAGAAACUGAGGUAGGACAACAGAGUUCUGAGUGGUUGAGGCAGAGCCACCCCCCCACCUUCCUGUACUUGUCCCCAUUCCUCUGCCAAGUACUGCACAGGGACCCCCACCCAGAGGUCCUCCCCCGGGACUGGCCCCUAUCCAGGAGCCCUGGGACCAAGAGAUAAUGUGAAAUGUUGACUGUGGACCAAAGGCAAUAAAAACCUCUUUUUAAGGAAGAAA